This is a messenger RNA of Cimex lectularius (bed bug), 1979 nucleotides long. Its product is annotated as cytosol aminopeptidase-like. The record is from RefSeq and is a predicted model, not a curated record. Gene Ontology annotation, molecular function: manganese ion binding; metalloaminopeptidase activity. Gene Ontology annotation, biological process: proteolysis. The coding region runs from base 194 to 1849 and encodes 551 amino acids. NCBI's taxonomy places the organism in Eukaryota, Metazoa, Arthropoda, Insecta, Hemiptera, Cimicidae. The transcript is spliced from 6 exons. Gene Ontology annotation, cellular component: cytoplasm.
CAGAAAUUAAAUUUAACACACAUGAUUUCACACUGGUUUCCUCACACAUGACACAAUUACAUCAAUGAAAUACAUUACAGGAAGUCACACACUCUGAAACAAGUUCAUGCCACGUUCACAUACACUACACAUAUCACAAAUUUAACAUUGGAAGACUGUAACAUUUCCACGUACAAACACCAAACACAUCAAAAUGUUCAGAUUGUUGAAUAAAUUAAAGUUCCAUCGGGUGAAGGUGCCAUGCUUGCCCACUCCUUUCACACGCCAGCCUGUAAGAUAUAAUAUGUGUGGAGGAGGAAUGAUAGAAGACACUGGUUUGAUAUUAGGGUGUUACUGUGACUAUCACUUUCCAAAAGCGAUCGAACUGACUGAAACGUCAAAGCUGUUCAAUAUUGAAAUUGAGGGCAGACUUUCAGAGGCACUAAAAGCCACUGGUCCUACUCCAAAAGAAGGAGAGUACAGGAUUAUUUAUAAUCUGCACCCUUUAUAUUCAGCCAUUGCAGUCGUCGGUCUCGGAGAAGGUUGCUAUACGUACAAUGACAUGGAAGAGAUGGACGAAUACAAAGAAGUCGUCCGUAUUGCCAGUUCCGUUGGAGCCCGAGCGCUCCAAGAGAUAAGAGUAAGAACAGUACACACGGAAAGCUUCAAUACAGCAGAAUCUGCUGCUGAAGGCACCUCGAUGGGAGUGUGGAUGUUUCAAGAAUUGAAAAAUCCCAAUAAACACCAAACGAUCCCCAGGCUGGAACUUUAUGGAAGCUGUGACUAUACAGGCUGGCAAAUUGGAUUGCAAAAAGGCGCAGCACAAAAUCUGGCAAGGCAACUUGCAGAAACACCACCGAACAUCAUGACACCUAUCGGGUUCGCCCAGGGUGCUGUUGACAUUCUAACAAAAGCUGGAAUCAGCGUGGAAGUUAAGGUGAAACAAUGGGCAAAAAUCAUGGACAUGAAUGCCUAUUUGGCAUCGGCGUCAGGAUCUUGUGAACCGCCAGUAUUCCUUGAACUCAGUUACUACGGUUGCGAAGCAGAUGUCCCUCCUCUUAUACUUAUCGGGAAGGGUGUGACAUUUAACAGUGGAGGAUUGUGUUUGAAGCAGUGUGAGGACAUGGGAGUCAUGCGAGGUGACAUGUCUGGAGCUGCCAUAGUUGUAGGAGCGAUGAGAGCAGCCAGUGCGUUGAACUUGCCGCUUAACAUUAGAGGGCUCAUACCUCUUCUGGAAAACAUGCCUGGCAACUGUGCCUUGAAGGCAGGUGACAUAGUACGUGCAAAAAACGGAAAAACGAUCCUCGUCGAGGAUACCGAUUUCGAUGCAAGACUGGCACUGGCUGACACCAUGUCCUACGCUGGCAACUACAAUCCAAAGGCCAUAGUCGACAUCGGAACUACAUCGAGCAACACGAUUCACGGUUUAGGGCGUGGUGCGACUAUCGGUUUCUCAAACAACGACAUCAUGUUCGAGUCGAUGAGAAUAUCCGGAAUGCACACUGGAGAUCGAGUCUGGAGGUUCCCCCUCUGGAAAUUCUACCAGUACAAACUGCAGAAUCCUUUCGCCGAUACGGCCGACACCUGGGUGAGCAGGAACUACAGCGAUCCGUGCGCGGCGGCCGCCUUCCUAGGCGAAUUCUUGCCGCUGGGCACAGACUGGAUCCACCUCGAUAUUUUCGGCACGUUCACGACCGAUAACGAAAUCCCCUAUUUGAGAAAAGGCAUGUCAGGUCGUCCAGUCAGGACGAUCGUGGAAUUCUUAGCUCAACAGGCUUGCCAGCACAACGAGGCUGAAGUCCAGGCCACGGGCGGUGGUCAUAUGACUCUCUCUUGUGCUGGUGGUGAGAGUGAAUCUAAAAAGAAGUAAAGUCAAUCUACUCGACUCUUAAUUGACCAUCCCUUAUACAUCCUUUAGUUUUUGUGUCCCCUGCAAGAUUUUGUAGCUUUGCUGUGUUUGGUAGCAUUUUCAUACUUAAUAAAUACAAUAACAAACAAUA